UCAUAUUCAGGAAAUGAUAAAGAUGUUUUAUCUAUUUCUUUUGUUCAUUGGAUCUUUAGUAACAUUUGACAAUGUGUCAGCUUGUUACUGUCCACCCAGCAAACAAAUUGAUUCAAAACUGUUAAAAAAAUUGGGCAUUGCAGCACUUGAAAAUAAACUAGGUCAUUCAAGCAAGCAGAUAUGUGUUCCUUACACCACCACACUUAAAGAGUCAAAAUUGAUUCCUAACUUUGACAAAUCAAAGAGUGUUAUAUCUGAAACAUUCUGUGAUCCUAAGGACAGUGAUGGAUCUAUUACCUGUAAAAUAGAAAGCCCUUUCUUUGCAUUGAAAAAGUGCUACUCAUAAAAAUAUCUCUGUAUCAAUCAGGUAGUGUGACCUUCCUUUAUGGAGCAGACUUUCAAUGUUCUGGUCUCGAUCUACCAAAAGCUUCAAAUGCUAAGAAUGGUUCAUGAUAUUAUUAUUUUAUUUUCACUAUAGGGAAGUGCAUUGAUUCAAUUUUUCUACAAGACAAGCAAUAAUGUGGUACAACAGAUGAUGGUUGUUUCCCUGCCUUACAAGUGGACUUUGUUGUUGGAAAUGGGGCUAUAGUAUAUCUGGGUCGAUUGUGUACCCCAGCGAUUUAAACCUAAAUCAAGGUUUGCAAACAGAAAUAUAGAUCUAAAUG
This is a messenger RNA of Amphimedon queenslandica, 665 nucleotides long. RefSeq lists its product as uncharacterized. Bases 14 to 346 code for a protein of 110 amino acids. The transcript is spliced from 2 exons. Lineage: Eukaryota; Metazoa; Porifera; Demospongiae; Haplosclerida; Niphatidae. The record is from RefSeq and is a predicted model, not a curated record.